AUGCACGUACUGUUAUUGCUUCCAUUCUUUCAAUUAUUACAUGGUUUGGAUGUCUCUAAUUUUGUUCCAAAAGUUUCUGCUGAUAUAUCACCUUGCAAAAGUUGUAAAAUAUUAGUUCAAUCGUUUGAGAAGGGUCUUGAAAAAACUAAAAAUGGUCACUUUGGUGGUGGAAAUACAGCAUGGGAAGAGAAAAACUUAUUGACUUAUGCAAAAAGUGAAGUGAGAUUUGUGGAAAUCCAUGAUUCAUUGUGUACUGAAAUAUCUCAUGACCAAGAUAUGUGUUUUUAUUUGUCGAGUGAAUACGAACAUCAUUUAAAAGAAUGGUGGACAGAUGGCCGUCAAGAAGAUCUAUUCCAAUGGUUUUGUGUUGACAAAUUAAAAGUGUGUUGCCCACCAAAACAUUAUGGCCCUGAUUGUUUACCAUGUAAAGGUUAUCCAAAUGUUUGUAAUUCUCAUGGAACUUGCAAGGGCGAUGGAACUCGAAAAGGCAAUGGGUCAUGCAAAUGUAAAAAUGGUUAUGAAGGUACCAACUGUGAUCAUUGUGCCAAUAACUAUUUUGUUAUACUGAAAAAUAAUACUUUUACCUGUGAAGAAUGCCAUAAAUCAUGCAAAGAUAGCUGUACAGAAUCAGGGCCAAAAGGUUGUGAUGAAUGUAAAGAUGGAUGGGUGUACAUGGGUGAAGGUGAAGGUUGUGUGGAUGUUGAUGAGUGUUUGGAACAAGACGUUUGUACUUCACAACAAUUUUGUAUUAAUAAUGAUGGCUCGUAUUCUUGUUUGAGUUGUGAUCCAUCAUGUACAGAUUGUUAUGGUGAUGGAAAUGAUAUGUGCUUCAAUUGCGCCACAGGAUACAUCAUGAAAGACAAAAAAUGCAUAGAUGCUAGUGAAGGCUAUGAAGUCGAAGAGAAAACUGAUGGACACCAAAUGGAAGAGCUCUGA
Messenger RNA from Macrosiphum euphorbiae (potato aphid), 936 nucleotides. Lineage: Eukaryota; Metazoa; Arthropoda; Insecta; Hemiptera; Aphididae. The record is from the annotation of a GenBank genome assembly.